CCGGGGGCGGCGGCCGCCGGCAGGGUCCACUUCGCCAGGACGUCGCGCCGCCUGCCGCAGGCGCUCAUCAUAGGCGUGCGCAAGUGCGGGACGCGCGCGCUGCUCGAGAUGCUGGCGCUGCACCCGCGCGUGCAGAAGGCGGCCGGCGAGGUGCACUUCUUCGACCGCGACGACAACUACCGGCGCGGCCUGGACUGGUACCGCCGCAAGAUGCCGCACUCGUUCCGCGGCCAGAUCACCAUCGAGAAGAGCCCCAGCUACUUCGUCACGCCCGAGGUGCCGGAGCGCAUCCGGGCGAUGAACGCGAGCGUCAAGCUGCUGGUGAUCGUGCGCGAGCCGGUGACGCGCGCCAUCUCGGACUACACGCAGCUGCGCAGCCACGCGGCCGCCACGGCCGCCACGGCGGGACAGCCGCCGCCGCCCGCGCGCUCCUUCGAGCAGCUGGCGCUGCGGCCCGACGGCUCCGUCAACGUCGCCUACCGGCCGCUCGCCAUCUCGCUCUACCACACGUUCGUGCCGCGCUGGCUCGAGGUGUUCGACCGCGGCCAGAUCCUGGUGGUGAACGGCGACCAGCUGAUAGAGGACCCGGUGUCGCAGCUGCGGCGCAUCGAGCGCUUCCUGGGCCUGGAGCCGCGCAUCGGCCACCACAACUUCUACUUCAACCGCACCAAGGGCUUCUACUGCCUGCGCAACGAGACGGCCGACAAGUGCCUGCGCGACAGCAAGGGGCGCCGCCACCCGCGAGUCGACCCGCGGGUCGUCGCCAAGCUGAGGCGCUUCUUCAGCGAGCACAACCAGCGCUUCUACGAGCUCGUGGGCGAAGACCUGGGCUGGCCCGAGGAGUGAGCGCCCGCCCGCCGCCAGCACCCGGCACUGCGCACGCGCCAGCGGCCCGCGGAGGCACCUGCGGCGCUCUCGAGCUGAGGCGGCCCUGCGCGACGGCAGUCACCGAGCGUUCCGGAGACGGCCGCGAGAAAAGAACGGACGGCGCCCCGGGCCGUGGACGAGGUUGUCGCCAUCUGGCAGUCGCGCGUAGAAUCUACCACUGCUGGACCCGCAGACUCUGCAAACACACAGCACAGUACUGACGGUCAGAUACUGAGCAACCGAGAGCUCAGUGUUCAGGCGACAGCAGAGUCUAUGCUACCAGUCGUAAGGGAGACGUCGUUUUUCGUUUUGUACAUUCCUCCACACUCUUUAACCUUCAGUUACCACAGACUGUACAACAAGAAAGAGCCGAACAAUUCGCCACCGAUGCUUUAUGUGACUGCGGAACAGGUGGAAAAAGAACACUGCUAAAAAAAAAGUGUAAUAACUAUUAUAGUUUUGAGCCCUCAGGUUCAUGUGCUCACUGUUUUUAAGGAAAAAAAAAUUAAUUGUAAAGUUGCUUUCUUUCCUACGGUAGUCACCAAUUAGCGCGUUGAUUCGUUUCACCAAAUGGCACCACGGAAUACGCGAUUAUUAGGUUUCCCAUGUUCUGUGAUGCAAUACCAAAGCAAUAAUACGUGCAGACUGCCGCUGGAAAUUGUAAUGCGAAUUUAAUUCCCGCGUUUAUAGCUAAAAUUAAAACUUUAGGUAACAUCAGGCACGGCACAAAUGAGACGGUGAAGUCUUACGAGUACUUGAGCUUUCUGUCGUACGCAUUGACUUUGAACGUGCUGCUGGAUUAUUCUAGGAAUGUUGUACUGUUUCUAAGAGUGUCAGAGACGAAGGGGAAGAAACUGCCGGGGAAAAGCGGCCCCGUUUCUCCCCCUUCAAAAUUUUUCACUUCUUGGCGUUUGUUUCUCGCGUAAAGGUAGCUCGUUUCCGACUGCGACCAGAAGCGCGUAUUUGGUUGCCUGGUGAUGGUCGCCGGAACUAUGGGAAGGAAGACGAUGUGAGUUGGGUGGGUAGGUAGUAAGUAGGAGGCAAGGGCGGAUGCAGCCGGGAUGCACCCCCGCCGGCGCCCCGGCUGCCUCCGCCGAGGGGGCUGUGGGGGAGGUGCCCGGCGUGCGUGGGCGUGGUACCAGGUUCUGCCGCCGCCCUGGCGUCGUUCGCCUCUGAAGACUGCGCGUGACUACUAUAGAGACAGACGGUCUGGGGCGUGUCCCAGCUGGCGGAGACACUCGCUCAGACCUCUAAACAGUCUGAGCCACUCCCGCACCGUUCCAUUCAAAUUGCUAUAGUCACACGUACCUCUGGAAAAAAAAUAUGUUUGCGGAGCAUCACGAGAGGAAAUGAAACAUUAGUAUGCCACUACGUGCACAAGGAACUGUUGGCGAUUCUAAAUCUGCUGCCCUGAGCGCCAAAACGAAGCUGGAGAUAAAACGCCGUGGCUCUGAAGAUGACAACAUUGCACAAAAACCUCAUGAACCUCACGCAACAAGUUCUUCCGUCUGUCGGUCGGCAGCUGUUACCACUUCAUGUUCACAUCUAGUUUUUCAGACAACUGGCGUGAAAACUGUUACAGUUCCAAAACAAAGGUCGUCCGACGCUCUAAUCCUCUUAACGAAAAGCUGUCGCUCUUACACAGACUUUUGUCACGAAUUCUGCAUUUCUUAAAUGUAUGCGCUUGCCGUGGCACACUAGAGGAACGAAGCACCGACGAUGUCACUCGUCAACACAAAUUCCGUGCACCAUUUCGCGCAGAAAGUGAAAGCUACACCGCACACCACCCCAUGAACAGCACGGCCCUUGAAGUUAGUACAAAAUGUUUCGCAUAUCGCUAGUGUUGCUUUGAACAUCACAAAACAUAUCGAGUCCUUCAGCUGAGAGUGCUUGUACUUGUACCACCUUCGUAGAUGGAUGUUUGGUCCAGAUAAUUGCUGACGUCUGCCGCUAAAUAACUUGUUAAGAGUUGUGACAAAGGAGUUGCUGACGAAAUUUACGGGGAACAGCACGCAAAUAAAACCCUCCGUACUCAUUCUCACGCCGAACACGGUAAACCCUACGCGCUAGCAAUUACACAAGAGUGGGAAGCAUGGGAUGAUGACGGCACGUAAUAGAAAUCUUAAUCGCAAUCAAAUGAUACUCGUAAUCAAACGUUGUUUGUUGUAACAUUGGCAAUACCGUAACAUUGUUUGAAGUUGAGAGUUGGCAGCGAGGGCGGCGUCGAAGUGCAAAAAGGUGUCUAAGUGAAUCGGUUAUCAGUUCAACGGCGAGUAAAAAAAAAAGUGUGCUCGGUUUUGCUGAAGAAGGAAAUCCUGACUAAAUUCCUCUGGCUGAAGCCACUGCUGCAGAAUGCAGCCAAUUGCAGUUUUCUCCGCAAAAGGAAUGUUUCGCUCACACGAAGCAAAACUUAAAACAAAGAAACCACAUAAUACGUGUAUGCGAGGAGAUUUUAUCGCUUCUAAUACAGUAGCUGUCACGGUUAUCCCACCACGAGAUGCGAUCGACACCAAAGACGCACGCCUUGCUGAGGUAAACUAUCACAAAAGUUUACACCCGCCGAGACGCACGGCAAUCUGAAACGACAAACGGCUGUGACGACGUCAAAGCACUGGACCUUCCGUUUCCGCUCUCGAUGCUUUAGUAAAAAUAGCAGUCAAACAGUACCUCGAGACAGGACAUUGGGGAAAACAGAUUAUUUUGCAAGACUCAGCAACCUAUCUGGAGCACUGCCAUACAGCUCAAAAGUAACACUCGAUACAGUUGUUUCUGAAUUAUAUUCGUUGGAAAAUAGCAGCAGAAAUCCUAAUUCUCCCAAAUUAGGACUAUAUUGGCCAUUACUCAACGUGAAUGUACAGUAUUUUGUAACCUACAGAUCUGCUGCUUAAUUCAGACAACAGAGUACUAAUGGAUGUAUUCGAACUAGUGAUAGUGACAGUAAGAAGCCUACCCUACUACAGCCCAACAGUUUUUAAAGCGAGUGUCCGACCUCAAAGUACAUCGGGAUGCAGCAGUCAAUUACUAUUUCAGAGCACGAGUUUGUUUACGUUUCCUCAUGACACGUUCGCAGCACAGAGCGCAGGUAGCUGUUGGAGAUACCAAACGACGACAGACCCACUCGCUGCCCCCGAUGCGAGUACCAGAGUGUCAUUUGUUUGGAGACGACAACUCCCAUAGGCAGGAACGGCGUCAGGAGUGUCACGUGACAGGCCGACAUGCGAGGUAGGGGCCCACGUGGCCGGGAACGCAGCACGACAGCUCGGCGCAGCAGAACCUGGUCCCAACGUGUGGAUCAUAUUGGUCCAUGAUGAAGUACGGCUGUUAAUAUAAGAUACCAUAUUUUUUAUAGUCCAUAUUGGAAGCUGUUGAUAAGUAUAGGGUGCGCUGGCACGGGUCGUGGUUAGCAAUGGCCCAGCAGGCUCCGCCGAAUUCUCAGCCUUUGGUGGAAGCUCGCGUUUCCCCUGCCGCCGGAAAUUGUCACCGCAGGAAGGGCGUAGCAAGUGACGCUCCCCCAAGUCUACAAUUUCCGCAGCACCGCGGAACAAACCAGGUCACGAAAGUCCUCAAUUACGUUGAGCAACACUGCUUCUGGUUCAUUCCACUUCCUCAUAUCUCAAUACCUCUCGGAUCCAACUCCCCCCGACAACUGACUUCCGUUCAUUCAGUUAGCUUGCUCGUACAGUUCUGUUCUUUUGGAGCUUUAUCACAUAAUAUGCAAUCGAUUUCGCAAAACUUACAUCCCAUCCUAUCUGGAAGGUGCGCAAGAUUGGGUUUAAUUCUUCCGAAAACGAUUGUACUUGCGUUAAUAUAAUUCCCAAUGAACACAGCAGUACGGGCAAGAGACCCGAAUAACCAGAAGUCACUUAUUACAGAAGAGUUACUUCCUUUCCAUUUUGUUAUGGAAUUGCAACUCUCCUCAACAGUUUGUAACAUGUAUUCUAGUCCCCCACGAUUUCUCCUCUCUAGUGCUUCUUCUACUGCCCAGGUAAGUGACUGUGGUCCACUUAACAUUUAUUCCCCACCAUAUGGUAACGAAUACCCAUUCUUUAGCAAGGCAUUUGAAAAAUUUUCAGUUCAUUUCCCUCUCCUUCCUACCGCAUACGUCAGAAAAUCAUCUUUAUUACUAGACCAACGUGCUGUCAGAAUCAGGUUUCUCUUGAAGAAAGCAGUCCUCCUCGCCUAUGCUACUUUCUGUCGUUGUUCUUCUGGUCGCUUUAGUGUUCGUACUUCUAUGGCAGAUAAAUACUGCUGUAUUGCACCCAAGAAUGAUAACUCGUUACUACAGUUGUACUUCUCUUCAAUGCUUAUGCCUUCGUUUUGUGCACUUAAACUCAGUGCUAAGCAAGCUGUCGUUCAAUUCAAAACUAAUUAUUACUAUUUACUGACUUUGUGCCGGAGGAGAAUUUCAUUUGCAAACGUUAAUACUGAUAUCUGUUUCCACUUAUGGUUUCUCUACUGUUCUGAAUUUCAGUUUGGCUUCCGUCACUGCCUGAUAUUUAAAUUGCUUGGAAUAUAGUUACGAAACAAUGAAACCGUGACUGUUUAAGGCCAGUUCACCCUUUUCUACCUUCGGAUCGCCCUUCAUCACAAUUUUUUUUGAGCAGGUGCUGUGAAUCAUUCCAAGUUUCGUACAAGUACGUGCAAGUACAGUAUUCAGCAUUGAUUUGGACGUGGAUUUUCCUCCCUUUAUUAUAUAGCCCAAAAUACAGCUGUCUUUUCCUCAUUAGAACCUAUUAGAUGAAUGUUGGACCGGUGAAGAUGUUCCACGUUCCAUAUUGAUGUUUACAAUUUUGACAGGUUACGCUACAUUCUUGUGUUCAUCGUAAUGGAAAUAAGACACAGCGAAGAUAACUUGGAAAAAAUUUGACAGUCGCUUUAGGGAGUGCAUUCUAUAGCGCGACUAGGGUUUCUUCACAGUAGCGUGUUGGUUCUGAUCCUCUUUGUGAAUUGUUCUUAUUUCGUGACCUUCUGGUCUCCUUCCUGUGGUUUGUUUUUGAAAUUUGCCUUCAUCAAGAUCAGGCGUGCUGUACUUGAACGAUUUAUCAGUCUCCCAAUCUCACGUAUUCAUUCAGGAAGAACACAUCCUUCCCGAUAUUCAUCGGGAAAUUAUAGCAAUAUCGUCUUAUUUUAAACAACCUUGGGUUGAAAAGAGAGCGUUUCAAAACGGAACUGCACGCUCCACCUUGAAUGCGGUCAGCUAAUAGCUCAUUCCUCUAUGUGUUGCCGCAGGAGACGAUCUUGGGUCACAUGGUGCCUUUGGUAGGUUCGUAUUUCAUCGCUAAUUUUAUUAAUAUAUGGAUCUCUUCACUUACAAUGGUACCUGAUAAAAACUUCAGUUCUAAUAUUCCUUGCCCUGUGUUAUCACGUUUCUUAAUGUUUUCCUAACCUUGCUUCCAUAAAACAGAGUAAGUUUGGAUAUAAUGCGCAUUACGUUUAUAAAAUAUUUCUCACAGUGCCUAUUAAUGGAUAUAUUUAGUUCGUUGCUUUUCUGUGUAUUAUCUUCUACGCGAGCGUUUCACCUAUUGACAAACACAUUGCAACCCAAAUAUUUAAAUGAAUUUGUGUGCUAUAUAACGUACCUAUUUUCUAUUAUACUAGCCCUUUUCACAUAUUUUCUUUACAUGAUCAUUGUAGUCGACAUGUUCACGUAAUAUAUCCUUAGAAUUUUAUUCAUUCCGCCUUUUAAAACCACUAUUAGCACAUGAUCCCCUGCGAGUAAGUUUGUCAUAAUACCAUUCCAAUGCCCCAAGUACAUUCAAUUUGGAUUCGGCUCUUGCCACUUCUGUAGAACAUUUGCUAUUUUCAUGUCAAAUAAUAAAAGUGACAGUCCACAGCCUUGUCGUAUUACUUGACUGACUACUAGGGACUUUCUGCAACUUAUGUUUCUAAAUACUCUACUUGUUUUAUCUUACUGGGAUGUAAUAAAUUGAAAUAAAUAGUAUUACAUAGGCUUUUUCUAUUAUAUACCACCGUAUUUUGCCUUAUUGGGUCGUGAACGUUUUCGUAAUAUGAACAUAGCCUACAGGAAAAAGGUUGCAUCCUCUGGUUGUCUACCAUCAGUUUUAGCUGCACACAUUGCAUCUAUACACAUUCGUCUUUUAUACAGUUGCUCUGGGGCUUCAGCAGUAUCAUUUCAGCUAAAUAAUGCAUUUUUUUUUCAAUUAUUGUGAGGUAUAUCUUAUGUGCGGGGUUCAGCCAUGGGUUUCCUCUGUAACUACUUCGAACGUUUUUUGUCAUCUGUCUUCUGUGUGUUGAUUAUCUUUCCUUCUUUUCAUCUCUCUCUGUGGUCUUCCCAGAGUUUCAUACGUAUUUUAUCUGUAACAACAAUACUGUUCGUUUCUAGGUUCAAUAUCUGACACGUUUCACAUUCAGGACGUCACAUCCCAAAGCUUUCAUUGAUUUUUUUUCUCUCCCAAUCGUGCUUCAAAUUCUACUCCGAGAGUUGCACCAUACUGGUUAAAGUCGACUGUAUUUGUUGUGAAAAGGUGUUCUGUGUUUCCCAACAGUUUUGUACACUGCGUCAGUUUCCUCGAAUGUCAGGUUUCUGAAGACCUAGAAGCAGAAUCUGAGGGACGCAGUAAUGUAAUGAUCCACCCUUUCUCCCCUAGGCUGAUUACAGAUGGUUGAGGCGAGAGACCACGGCUGUGGCAGUAGGGUAAGCGUGCUUCCAGCCCGGGCUACCUGAGGCGUUCGCCUGGGCCCCCGUCCCGUGCCACGCCUGCAAGGGAGGUGUCUCUGGGUGGGCCUCGAGGCUCCGAUGCGCCGCCACGUAGCCUGACCGCGCAAAAUCCUUCCACCAGUUUCACGGUGUUAACGACAGAGCUGACCGCACGGCGGCUGCGAGUUUCCCGCCGCUGCUGUUCGGUUCGCCGUAGACUAUAGUACAGUAUGUGUGUGUGCGCGCGCGCGUGAGUGUAUGUAGUUGCUCUCCAUUGUUGACGCUAGAGCCCCGAUAUUACGUCAAGUACGAUGAGUUAGAGACGCGCUCGUGCUGUGCAGGAGACAAACGAAAGAAGCGGAGAUGACCCUCUGCCAGAUGGUUGUCGUUCUGAUACACAUACAUAUCACUCUUUUAUUUAAAUAUAUAUAUACAUACAUAUAUGUCUUCACAGAGCGUCUUGACGCCACUAUGCAAACCGAAUGGGCUGAGCAGGUGAUCUACAUGAGUGCAUCUCAGCUGUCGCGGCAUUGUUUCUCUAGCGUGGCUACGCUUUCGUAACUAUUUGUAAGAUAAGAUUCGGUAGCCAUUCAAUUUAUUUAGCUAGAUUAUCUACAUGUACUUCGCAUUUCGUUGGACAUUUCACUGGCUACACGUCCUACCGCAACAGUAAGUUUCAGGUUGAUAAUGAUGUAUUCUGCAGUCAGUGAAAACAAUGGUAGAUUGCCGCCUGAUAAUUCCUUGUACGCUUGUCCAAUGAAGCCAAAAUAUUCUGUCUGGCAGAAAAUCAUAAGUCUCUUCACUUUGAACAUGGCAGUUACAUACAAUCGCCUACAAUCGCUUUGGCUGUAGCCUCAAUAAAUGACGCUUUUGUAUUUUAAGUAUAAUUCCUUGUUUACUUUAGCCUGUCGCAAAUACAUCAACUACCAGUAAUUAAGGGAAGCAUGCAAUAGGUUCAGUUGUAUUACAGCAAGUCGUUUUAACCGUGAUGCACAAUUCUCAAAAUCGUUUGCUCACCGAGACGAAUCGUAUCGCAUAUUACAACCACUUCUUCUCCUACAACCAAAAGUGUUUAAUUCUAAAUGAAACAUUUGCACGACGCAUCUACGUUAUGGCCCCUCUGCACGCAAGCUCUCUGGCUUCAGCCAUUUUUACAAUUAUGUUUGCCAGUUAAAAUGUUAAUAGACUUUUUCACCGAAAAUACGAAAAGAAUGUAACUGUCAGAUAAUUAUUUACGCAUAAGUUCCAUGCCGGUAUUGCUAGCAAAUCUUUACGUAUUCCUAAAUGUUCCUGGAGCCUGAACUUCAUAUUCAUCUAGUUAUCGCCAUGAGCACUUUACGGCUUAGUAGUUUUGAGCAGAUGUGGGAUAUUAAACUAAAAGAAAUGUGAAUGACAGUUAUAAAUCUACACGUGAAACGCAGGUUGUGAUGAUAUCCUGAGAGAAUGCUGGCACGAUUGGCGCCAGUUUAGCGUAAAUUUAUAUCCUAAAUCUAUUCUGUCGUUGAAACACGAUUAAUCUUGACGAGAGCUUUAAAUUAUUGUUCCGACCAUUUACCUCCUUAACCUAGAACGUAAGUUCCGGCGCUGACCACAGAGGUAACUGAUUUUCCCGCACAAUUUCCUCGACCCAGUACUUAGCUUAAGGAACACCAACAACGUGCCUGAGUGUUGCGAGAGAUUGCGCAUGUUGUGUGUGAGUGAGAAGCCGCGUCAGCGGCGAGUGUGCCAAGAUGAUUGAUUAAGAGAUGUGCAGUGAAAACUAUGUUAUUUUUGAUAGAUUUAAUUCCGUUAACAGUGUUUUAUAUGAUAAAAAUAUAUACUAUUGUUUUCAUGUAACAUCAUUAAAUAUAUAAUCAAGUAACUGGAAAAGCAA
Molecule: messenger RNA, 9398 nt
Organism: Schistocerca americana (American grasshopper)
Lineage: Eukaryota; Metazoa; Arthropoda; Insecta; Orthoptera; Acrididae
Product: heparan sulfate glucosamine 3-O-sulfotransferase 5-like
Exons: 4
Coding region: 109-846 (245 amino acids)
Molecular function (GO): [heparan sulfate]-glucosamine 3-sulfotransferase activity
Source: RefSeq, a predicted model, not a curated record